UCCAUGCAGGAAACGAACAAGCAAAUGAUAGAGUUGGAGAGGUCAUCUUCUGGUUAUAAAAUCCUCAAAAGCUUGCAGUGAAAAAAUAAGCAAGGGAGAGGUAGCUAAUCAAGGUAGAAGGCGGAAAAGAAGAAUGUCUUCCAAGAAGAAAAAGAAGGCAGCUCUUUACGAGAAGCUACGUGCCGCUACCAAUUCUAAUGCUAUGAACAAAACGUCAAUCAUAGUAGAUGCAUCAAAAUAUAUAGGAGAGUUGAAGAAAAAGGUGGAUAGACUAAACCAUGAGAUUGGAACAUCUUCAACCCCUCAAAAUUCAUUAUCUGCGCAGGUUACGGUGGAAACACUAGAAAAGGGUUUCCUUAUUAAUGUAUUUUCAGGAAAGAAUUGCCCUGGUUUACUUGUCUCCAUACUUGAAGCCUUUGAUGAACUAGGCCUUGAUGUGCUUGAUGCUAGGGUUUCUUGCGAAGACAACUUCCUACUGGAAGCAAUUGGUGGAGACCAAAACCAAGGUCAUGAUGCUCAAGUCGUGAAACAAGCAGUGCUACAAGCAAUCCAUAACUGGAAUGGAGGGAGGUAGCUGGCUAGUGAGCGAGAAUGACCCAAAUCUUUUGCUCCCCUGUCUUUCAUUGCGCUACUGCGAAAUCGGGAUUUGUAAAAUGAAUUCCAAAUUCCAAAUUACUAGUUAGUGAAUGUGGGCAGUAAUGGGCUUUUGGCUAUUAA
Populus nigra (black poplar) is the source of this 717-nucleotide messenger RNA. Its product is annotated as transcription factor SCREAM2-like. Bases 134 to 574 code for a protein of 146 amino acids. Gene Ontology annotation, cellular component: nucleus. The transcript is spliced from 4 exons. Gene Ontology annotation, molecular function: DNA-binding transcription factor activity; sequence-specific DNA binding. The record is from RefSeq and is a predicted model, not a curated record. NCBI's taxonomy places the organism in Eukaryota, Viridiplantae, Streptophyta, Magnoliopsida, Malpighiales, Salicaceae. Gene Ontology annotation, biological process: regulation of DNA-templated transcription.